Funneliformis geosporum is the source of this 1737-nucleotide messenger RNA. The record is from the annotation of a GenBank genome assembly. NCBI's taxonomy places the organism in Eukaryota, Fungi, Glomeromycota, Glomeromycetes, Glomerales, Glomeraceae.
AUGCUUUGGGGUUUGGUUAAGCAUAACCAGUACGAAAAGGAAAGACUAGAAAUUAAAUACGGUACUGAACUAGAAGAGAGGAAAAGGAAACAAACGGAACGGGAAAAUCGACAAAAGCAGAAAGAGGAAUUGGAGAUUGAAGCUUUAAAAGGAUUUAACGCUCAAGGAAAAGGCAAGGUACUUGAUCCAAACAAAAUGGAUCCGCCAUUAGGAAUAAGAGGAGAAAACACGCAAGGUCCGGGGCAUUUGGUUUUUCCAUCUAUAAUCAAAAAACAAUUUUUUGCUAUACUUGAAGAUAUUGAUGAUUUAAUUAAUGCUGGAAUGGUCUAUACUCACAAAGACGACUUUGAUCCUGAUGAUAAUUAUGCCGAUAAGUUCGUCCGUCGUAAUACUGUGCUUUACGGGGCACCGGGAACCGGAAAGUCAGAAUUUGUCCGGCAAAUGGUUUUCGAGAUUGCCGCUAAAUACGAACCCACUGAGAAAAAGAAAAUCGCUGAACUAGAAAAAGAACUGGCGAAUAAACGGGAGCAAUCCAUUGUCGAAACAGGAGACGAAAACUUAAAAGCCGAAAUUGAGGAACUAAAAAAUAAAAUUUCAGAAUUAGAACAAGCAUUAGCCCAACAAGAAGACAAAACCGUACCAAUUUUCCAAAUCGAUGGCUUUCAUUUACAAACAGCGGGCAAAGCUCUCAGCGAUAAAGGCUUAGAAAGCCACGAAAAAUUAAUCGCUAUCCUCCGAGAACUAAAAAAAGAAGUUUUUGGCGAUCCAUACAAUAAAGCCGGUUUAAGAAACAAUGUGCAAGACCCUAACAGUUGCUUAAUUAUUGCUACUAAUAAUUAUGAAAAUUUAGAUCCAGCAUUAGUUCGCCGCGGCCGAUUAGGCAAAAAACUUAAUUUUAGUUGGACGCCCGAAAUUUUAAAAGAAUAUGGCGAAGCCGGUGGGCAAAAGUUCACUAAUGAAAAAGGCAAUCAUAAUUACGAAGAGUUAUAUAAAAUGGCAAGUAAGUUCGGGUUUGCCUCUUUUAAAAAAGAAUUCGCCGACCAUGCUGGCAAAAUUAUUCAGUCCUACCAAAACUUAGAGGCGAACAAAAAAACCAAGAAGCAAAACGAGUUAGGAACCUUUAAAAACGAAAAUGACCAAGAUAAUCGCGAUGCUUUAAAAGGAAUUGAACAACUCCAAAGAUAUGAUUUCGGCCAUCAAUACCGUUUAGAAGAAAAACUACGAGAAAUUAACAGUUGUAUCAGCAAUGCCAUUAUUAACAUGAGUAAAAUCAUUAAUGACCGCUUAACAGACAUUCGAGCGGAAAUCCAUGCUCAAUUUGAAGAAAUAGCCGCUUUAAGGCAAGACAUUGGCAAUAUGCGCAACACUAUCCAAACCAUGGAUCGAGAGAUUGAUAAUAUUCGCAAUCAUUUAGAAAGAACCGUUGACCAAAUUAAUAAUACGAUUAGGAAUGCCCAAAUAGAUAUUAUUAGCCAGGUAGAUAAUCGCUUUUACAAUAUGAAUAGUUCAGUAAACAAUUUGAGAAACCAAGUAGAAAAUCAAUUACAAAGUUUAGGUAGCAGAAUUAAUGAGAAUGUAAGUAGCUUUAAUCGAUCUUUAAAUAAUUUAAGUGAUACUAUGAGCAAUUUGCCCUAUCAAGAAAGUUAUACUCCCCCUUCAAGUAGCUUUGGGGUUGGUUUAGAUGUAAGUAGUGUAGUAGAGCAGACUAUUCAAAGGAUUAAGAGUAGAUUGGGCUAA